Molecule: messenger RNA, 1614 nt
Organism: Topomyia yanbarensis
Lineage: Eukaryota; Metazoa; Arthropoda; Insecta; Diptera; Culicidae
Product: zinc finger protein interacting with ribonucleoprotein K-like
Exons: 5
Coding region: 97-1563 (488 amino acids)
Biological process (GO): regulation of transcription by RNA polymerase II
Molecular function (GO): RNA polymerase II cis-regulatory region sequence-specific DNA binding; DNA-binding transcription factor activity
Source: RefSeq, a predicted model, not a curated record
UCAAAAGUUUAAAUUUGAGUGUAAAAAAUGUAAACACAAGCGUUGAGUGCCAUAAUAUUGAGCUUGGUUCCUGGUAAUUUCAUCUUUUAUGAAAAUAUGGAAAAUCCACCCGAGAUAUGUUUUAUAUGUGCGGACGAGACGAGCUCGGACUACCGAAACCUGUUGCAGCUGGUAACAAAAUAUUCAGGCACGCUAGUAUAUAAAGUGAUCGAACGUUUUCUCGGUGGAGAUUUGUCGGAAAGCGUCGCAGGUUUGAUCGCCUCUGUCAUCUGCCAAGAAUGCGUAGUGAAACUGAACGACUAUGAUGCGGCUUACACCAAGGCAAUAAUUAUCCAGAAAGAGUUUACCGAUUUGCUGAAGAAAAGCCUAACGCUUGUAGGCAGUAAGAUCUGUGUGAAUGAGGUUUAUUUAAAAAAGGAACCGGAAGGUUCAUAUAUUGACGAUAUUGUGGAAUGCGAUCAGACACUAGUGGAUGAUUCGGUUGCUGGUGAUGUUCAAUCUGUCGCCAGGUCGGAAGAAACGGUGUCAAUGAAAUGUAAUACCUGCGGAGAGAGUUUCCGGUCGAUGAACGAUAUGCGAAAUCAUUCCCACAAACCUAAGGCGGAUGAAGAACCGAAGGAGGAACCAGAUGAGGAAAUAGAAUUUCGUUUAGAGUUUUUAGAUGAAUCGGAUAAUUUCAGUUUGGGUGAUAUUGAGUAUAUCGACGAAGAACGUUUGUAUGAAGAUGAUAAUGACUCCAUGGUUGAAGAUAGUACUGGAGCAGAUAAAGACACUGAUUUUGAAGGAAGACAACAUGAAGCAAAAACUAUAAUUACUAAACAGAAGCUAGAUCCAGCAAGGAACAGAUGUGCAGAAUGCGAUAUUGAUUUAGGUUCAAAAAUAAAAUUGAAGAGACACAUCCGAGAUAAACAUUCUGCAAAUCGCGAUGCCAGUGGUGAUCACGUGUGUCAUAUCUGUGGUGUAACGGUAAAAACUAAAUCCCAUCUUACCGCACAUGUCUCCAGGCAUGGCCGAAUUUUCGAUUUCACAUGCGCUUUUUGUGGAAAGAAAUUUCAAAGCAAUGGAGCAUUAUUACGGCAUCUUCCCAUGCAUACAGGCGAGAAACCCUAUCAAUGUGAACAGUGCGGUAAGCAAUUUUGCCAUCAGUCUUCAUUCAAUAUGCAUCGGCUUAUGCAUGAUGAUAUACGAGAAAAAAAGUGUGAAAUUUGUGGCUUUCGGUUACGUAAUGGAUCGCACCUGAAGCGGCACAUGCGUAUCCAUUCUGGAGAAAGGCCCUUUGAGUGUCCAACGUGUGGCCAGAAAUUUGCUCAAAGGUACAAUAUGACUGCCCAUUUGAAAGCACAUCAGGGAAUCUACCGCGAACAGUCAAGAGUCUACAAAUGUCCUUUAUGUGAUCACACGUUUCAACGAAAGCUGAAAUUGCAGGAGCAUUUGACUCGGGAACAUAACACAACGGUUGAUUCAGUGCUGUUGAAACCGUUGGAACGCACAAAGAUCAACAAAAAAGAUGCGAACGUGAUAAAAUUUGUCACCGAUGAUAGCGCAAAACUAAUAGGUACUUAAUUAUUAUUUGUCUUGUAUUAUAAUGUUAAAUAUACAAUUGUAUUAAACUCA